Molecule: messenger RNA, 888 nt
Organism: Hibiscus syriacus
Lineage: Eukaryota; Viridiplantae; Streptophyta; Magnoliopsida; Malvales; Malvaceae
Product: transcription factor UNE10-like
Exons: 5
Coding region: 62-823 (253 amino acids)
Cellular component (GO): nucleus
Molecular function (GO): protein dimerization activity
Source: RefSeq, a predicted model, not a curated record
GAUAGAGGUGACCGCAGUGCACGCCAGUGGUACAUUUCACAAGGUCGAUAACGAUGCGACGAUGGUGACUUCGGGUUCCCGUGAAUCUCUUCGGAGCUUGAAAACGAAAACCACCGACGGCGGCGACUCUGGUUUCCAUGAUGGAUCGGAAAGCCGAGAUGAAACAGGUCGAUCUCACUCGACAAGACGAAGUCGAGCAGCAGCUAUUCAUAAUCUCUCUGAAAGGAAACGAAGAGAUAGAAUUAAUCAAAAGAUGAAGACCCGACAGCAGCUGGUGCCAAAUGCAAGCAAGACAGAUAAAGCAUCAAUGCUUGACGAAGUGAUAGAAUACUUGAAACAACAGCAAGCACAAGUUCAGAUGAUGAGUAUGAGAAGCAUCCAUCCCAUGAUGAUGAUGCAUCUAGGUCUGCACCACCAGCAGCAGCAACAGCUACAAAUGUCUGUUUUAAGUAGGAUAAUGGGAGGCAUGGGUGUUAACCAUCAUGGCUUAGGAAUGGGCAUGGGAUUGCUAGAUAUCAACGCCACCUCCAUGGCACGCAACGCUUCCCAAUCUCUUUUGCAUCUUCCGCCACCCUUCACGACAGCUGCACCACCGCUUAUGGUUCCUUCAGGAGCCGUAGCCUACGGUGCAGCAACUCAAGCGAAUACAAGUGGCAGCUCUAAUGCCCCCAUCCCUUUGCCUGACCCAUCUUGGGCUUUCCUAACUCAAUCGAUGAACAUGGAGCUGUACGAUAAGAUGGCAGCAGCACUGUGUCAGCCUCAAACGAAUCGAACAGAGACAGCUAGCAGUCCAUUGCCAUCAAACAACGUAAAAGUGGAUUGAGAUUAAUCUUCGUAUAACAUAAACCUAGAUUUGUUCUGGUCUCAUAAUUGCAUGUUUUUUUUUUU